AAAUCUUGGGUCGUUCGUUCGGUCAGUCGGUGUCGUAGUGCGUGAAAAAAACCGCUUCCUAAAUUCAUGUUUUCCGUUGUAUUUAUGUGACGGACGCGUGUAAAAACUAUCCCGAAUAAUCCGCACCCGUUUCUCAUUACAUUUGGUCCCAUAUUUGUGCAGUUUCAAGGGGGAUUAACAGUUUUAAGCAGGUAAAAUAGAACGCGUGCCGCCUGUCGGAUACCCUUUCUGCGCGCCUCUUCUCCGUCAUUUCGGUCGGUGGUGGUGGCGGCGGUUGUAGUGGCGUGCGGUGCAACAACACUUUUUCAUUAGUUUUGGCUGCAAUUUACGCGGCCGUUUUACCCGGUUAGUUUAGCAUAAAUUCACGGCUUGCAUAAAGGGGGUGAUUCACCGAAAACGAGAAAAAAAAGUGCACAGAAACGAUGAAUUCUCCGUCGACCCGUAACCGGGAACGUAUCCUGGAAGCGAUCGACCAAUUAAGAAAACGUAAAGCCCGCCCGGACAUCACCCGCAUAUGCAACUAUCUCUUUCGUCGUUUCCACAUCAAUUCAGCGGAAGCGAAAUCCGAUCUGGAGUGGUGCGUGGCCCAUAACGUGGUCCUCAAGGUCGAAUACAAGGGCAACAUCAGCUACAGGAACGCGGCGAAAAAAUGGGCGCAAAUGCGUAACCGUUUGGAUAACAAUCAGCACUCGCCGGCGAACAAUGCGAACAGCAUCGCGGCCAGUAAACUGGCCGUCAGCAAAAACUUCAUGGAACUGUUGACGAACGUCUUUGGCGAACUGGUGGUCGAGGAGCCCGACUAUUUAGAAAUCGGGGUCCCACCCAGAGAGAUCAUCGAGAACAUCCUCUCGAAAGAUAGCGUCCGUUACACGCGUAACUACAUCGCGAUCCUGCUGAUCAAAGAGGUGGAGCGGGGCAACCUGUUGAAACUGGAAAACGGGAAUUUCCUGUUAGGGCCGUGCUGCGCGGACGGCAAACGCACCUGGACCCCCAAAGAGCCCGAACGUAAAAUGAUCACCUCGAGCACCUCGCAGACCUCACGGUCGGCGGGGGGCGAGUACGAGGCGGAAUUAAACGAGUAUCGGCAUUUCCGGGGCGAGGGUAGCGGACACGCGAUAAGCGUGCAAACGGAGCGGGAGGAAUCGCCGCCGUGCGGGGCCCUCGUCAAACCGAAGAAACGGAUGAUCGCGAAGGUGCAACAGGAGAAAAUGCUGCUCGAGCACCGUCGGCGACAGCAGCUGCAGCAGCAGCGGCAGGGCGCGGGAGAUUCCGGCGAGUCUGCCGCUAGCGGGAAUUUACGGUACGGCGGUAGACGUAAGAAGGCCAAAAAAGUGUUUGACCCUUCGGACAACAAUAUCCCCAAGAAAAGGGGAAGACCCGCUGGUUCUCUUAACAGGGCCACCAUCGAGAAACAAUUAAGCUUCAAUAAAAGAGACGACGACUCCAGGCCGAGCUCUAGAACCUCCUCGGGCAGCAGAGACCACGGGGGAGUAUGUUCCGUUUGUCACACACAAAGCAGAAAAGGUCCCAACGAUCGGAUGGUCUCUUGCAGGGAAUGUAGCAAUAAAGCACACUUUGGUUGCCUUAACGGUGACGACAUGAUGCUCCGCAUGUACCCGGAUAACACUUGGCAAUGUCCCCACUGUAAGACUUGCGUCGUAUGUUAUGAGACUUCUGAUGCAGGAAAUUUGAUAGUGUGUUCGGUGUGCGCGGACGGUUACCAUCCGGGUUGUCAUCAGCCCCGGGUAACUGAGAAAAUAAAAAAUGGCCAACGGUGGUUGUGCUUCAAUUGUCAAGUGACCGACAAGAUGAAACCCAAGGAUAUUCAUAUCGGGGAAUCGAUAGGGCACGAGAUCAAGUUGAGCGAUGAGAAUGUGGACAAAGAAAUCUCGUCACAGUCGAACUCGGGACGUUCCUCGCCGUACGACUCGACCACGCCGGCGAGUCCCACGCCACCGGAAAGCCCCAAGAGGAAACGCCACUACGAAUCCUCCGAUCGCGAUCAGAACUCGGAUUCGAACAGCGUAAAGUACUCGGAAAGCGAGGAAAUCGAUCCUGCGAUCCCCGACGCGACCCAUUGGACCGCCGACGAGGUUUAUCAGUACUUCGCAAGGUACUUUCCGGAGGACGCGAAGGUCUUUAAGGAACAAGAAAUCGACGGUCGUUCCUUGCUACUAUUAAAAAGGCUGGACGUGUUGUCCAGUUUAAACUUGAAACUGGGUCCGGCCCUGAAGAUUUACCGUCACGUGACCAUGUUGCAAGUGAGGAGGGACGAUCGAAGACUGUAUUGGCUUUAAUUUGUGUUACGGUUCGUUUUAGGUUAGGUAUUAUACGCAUGUAAGGAUUUUUGUUUGUUAAAUAUAUUGGAUUAAAUAUU
This is a messenger RNA of Anthonomus grandis grandis, 2377 nucleotides long. RefSeq lists its product as uncharacterized. Lineage: Eukaryota; Metazoa; Arthropoda; Insecta; Coleoptera; Curculionidae. Gene Ontology annotation, molecular function: DNA binding. The record is from RefSeq and is a predicted model, not a curated record. The coding region runs from base 423 to 2297 and encodes 624 amino acids. The transcript is spliced from 7 exons.